Haliotis rubra (blacklip abalone) is the source of this 2159-nucleotide messenger RNA. Its product is annotated as T-box transcription factor TBX1-like. Bases 76 to 1443 code for a protein of 455 amino acids. Gene Ontology annotation, biological process: cell fate specification; positive regulation of DNA-templated transcription; regulation of transcription by RNA polymerase II. NCBI's taxonomy places the organism in Eukaryota, Metazoa, Mollusca, Gastropoda, Lepetellida, Haliotidae. Gene Ontology annotation, cellular component: nucleus. The record is from RefSeq and is a predicted model, not a curated record. Gene Ontology annotation, molecular function: DNA-binding transcription factor activity, RNA polymerase II-specific; RNA polymerase II cis-regulatory region sequence-specific DNA binding. The transcript is spliced from 7 exons.
UUGGCCGGUAUAGCCAAAGACGGUACCCUAGGAACAUUUAUCUGGCAGAGUGAAGUCUUCUCCUUGCUUGUCCCCAUGCUAAUGGACGUGACGAACCCGCUGUCUCCAAGAGCUAACGCGUUCUCCAUCGCUUCGCUCAUGUCAGGACCCGGUGCGGAAGCAAUGUUCAUGGGAAUACCCCCUCUUGUCCCACCACAGAGGAGUACAGACUGUUACUUUGACUGGAGCCAAGGAGGAACAUACCCGACUGUCAAGACAAUGGAAGCAUGUCUCCUCAACACAAACGCCGGCAGAGCGUUAUACGACGUCGCCAGAUACGACUCGCAGCAAGAACAUCCAGGCUGUCGUCUUUCUUCUCAAGAUACAGACCUUAACAAACCUGAACUGGAUUCGAACUCGGACAAAGCUGGCAGCCCAACAUCCUUCAAGUCCGAAUCCCCUAAGAAACCUCUACACCCCAAGUUAGCCAAUGUUUCCGUACAGCUGGAGAUGAAGGCUUUAUGGGACGAAUUUGAUGAACUCGGCACCGAGAUGAUCGUCACCAAGGCAGGGCGACGGAUGUUCCCCACAUUCCAAGUCCGUCUGUUCGGCCUUGACCCCAUGUCGGAUUUCAUGGUGAUGAUGGACUUCGUCCCCGUGGACGACAAGAGGUACAGGUACUCCUUCCACAGUUCCAGCUGGGUGGUGGCCGGCAAGGCUGACCCCCACAUGCCGGGGCGGAUCCACGUCCACCCUGACUCUCCAGCCAAAGGUUCCCAGUGGAUGAAGCAGAUCGUGUCAUUUGACAAACUGAAGCUGACGAACAAUCUCCUGGAUGACAACGGACAUAUAAUUCUGAACUCGAUGCACAAAUACCAGCCUCGCUUCCACGUGGUGUACGUCAGUCCGAAGACAGAGGAGUCUUCAGCCACGGAGAACUUCAAGACGUUCAUCUUCCAGGAAACCAAGUUCAUGGCCGUCACUGCUUAUCAAAACCACAGGAUCACGCAGCUGAAGAUUGCCAGUAAUCCAUUUGCCAAAGGGUUCAGAGACUGUGAUCCUAAUGACUGUAUGGUUGAAGUCCUGUCUCAUCUGAACCCUUGCUCCUCCAGGACAAGGACUACCCACAGACAGAACCCUCUGACUGUCCUCGGGGGAGUCGGCAGAAAGAGAGGGCCAGAUGACAAAGGAGACUGUGCUGGAGAAGACAUAGGUUCAUUGGUUGCCCCUCCAGGAAUCAACCCCAGCCUCCACACAGGCCUUCAGUACGGCAGACCGACACAAAUGUACACAGACUGUUUUGCUUAUGCCCCUUAUAGCACAGACCCAUACAUGGCCUCAAACAAGGCCCGUUCAAGCCCCUAUUCACGAAACAUGGACUAUUCAUCACCAGCAUAUGCCCCCAGGGUCAAGGGUAUCUACACAGGCCCGAACAACUUGAGCUAUGGCUUUGAGAACCGGUGAUGACGUUAAUGUGUUUCUUGACUUGUCUGUGAAAAGUGAGGGACUGAAGCUGAUAGCUUCUUGUCAAAUCUGUUCUACCUGGAGAAAUCUUGGGGAUCACAUUCAGGUGUACAUGUAAGUUGUGUGAUAUAGCUGACAGAAUAUCACAGAGCUGUCCCUGCAUCAUCACAUAUUAAGAACAGUUGAUACAGUUGAUUGAAGGAUCGGUGAAAUGAUUGAUUGCAAUCCAAGACCAAUGGCGCACCUCAGCUUCUUCACGAACAUCCAGUGUAUACUGAUAUUUGUUGCUUCUGAAAAAUAUGUCCCAAGGAUGAUGUUUGAAAUUACAUCACUUUUGUUACACAACUAGACACAAAUCUGUGAUUUAUUUCUUAUUUCUUGUUCCUGAACAGAACAUUACGUCAUAAUGAAAUGAAGAAGUGCUGCUAUCUUGCCCUGUGAUUACACGAAGUGGAUCUCGACCAGACAUAUGCCUGGUGCGGUGGUUACAAGCGUACUGCAUCAAACUGUUAUAUAUAUCUCAUGGACAGCUAUAGAUGGUGAAAGGCCUCUACCUCCUCCAGCAACUGUUAGUCUGUCAUAUCGCCCAUAUGUAUAGACACUGAACAUACAACAGUUGAAGAGGUUUGCUUGUGUGAUUAUAGUAAACGUGUUUAUGAUGAAAGGUUAUUAUGUCAUAUUUAUUAUGCAUUUUACAAUAAAAAUAUUGCUUCUGA